CAGUCAGUAGUAGCGAACCGCGCGCGCGCCCGCACCACGCUCCCACCGCUGCUUAAUCCGCCGCCGUAUUCAGCUCGUCCGCUUACAGCACCGCUGUAAGAGCACGCAGCACGAGCGCGCACGAAGUGGUAGUGAUGGACUGCUUAGUGUGGAUAACGCAGUUGUCGGCGGCAACCAUUGUCAGUAGAUGGCAAUGAAUCAUUGUUGCGUGAAAUGUCUGCGUUGAGGGCGCGGAGGGUACAGGAGGUGCGGAAGGCGCGGCGGGCGGGGGCGGGUCUCCGGGUGCGCGAAGCUAUGAGGAACUGCGACCGCCAGUCGCGCGCGACAUGCAGACAUACGCACACCUGGAGGAGGCGCUGUUUAAGGCGGGGGGAGAAUACAUGCACCGCAGUCCAGACCUAACACCCUCGCCCGAACGCCGCGAGGAUUCCUACCGCACGAUGCACUACGAGCCCUACUCACCGCCGCCCGCGCCGCCACCAUAUCACCACCUCGACAAUGGCGGCGUAGCGGAGAGCAGCGUUAGCGGCGGCGGAGCGUAUGCACGCUGCGCUGGUUACGCCAGUGGCAACGCAACGUACUACAGCGGUGGCGGCGAACUUGGACAGCCACAAACAUGGGGUGGUUCAUCACCCGUCUAUUGUGGCAGCACUGUACUUGGUGAUUAUGUGGAAGGCGAAAGUGGAGGCGAACCCGCCAGUGUUGGAGCACUUCCCCCUUUUAGUGCGCGUUUCGGUAGCGCCUAUGCCUCCACAUCGCGCGCUUCCGCCACUGCGCCUACUGCCUACACGCAACCCGAGCUUUGGCGUGUCGAGUGCAGCUAUACUAGGCCUCAGCUGUCCGCCGCCGCCAGUCUUUCUGCCAUGGAGCUGGCUGAGGUGGUGACGGAUAGCCGAGAGUGCGUCAACUGCGGCGCCGUGCACACACCGCUGUGGCGCCGCGACGGCACUGGCCACUACCUGUGCAACGCGUGCGGCCUCUACAACAAGAUGAACGGCAUGAACCGGCCGCUGAAGCAGACUCGGCGGCUGGUACGUCAGCGGCACGCGGCGCAUCACCCCGCCCCCGACAUGGGUACGAAGCGGCCAGGUAUGUCGUGCAGCAACUGUCAAACCACUACAACGUCAUUGUGGCGUCGCAACGCUCAUGGUGAGACAGUGUGCAACGCUUGUGGGCUUUAUUACAAACUGCACAACAUCCCACGCCCCAUCGCCAUGAAGAAAGACUCAAUACAGACACGCAAGCGCAAACCCAAGAACAGUAUGAAGGCGGAACGUCACUUAAGCAAGAGUAUAGUGCACGCUGCGCACGCGGUGCAGCAUGCCCCCCGCGCCCAGCCCCCGCACACUGCACACUCGCCGCACAAUUCGCACGCGCCGCACUCCAUGUCGUCUUCAGUCGAAGUUAAAAACAACUGGCUGACGGACAGGUUGAUGUCGGCUAUACAAAUGCAGGAUAUCAAGGAAGAGCGUGACGUCAAAGUAGAAAACUACGGCUACGGCGGUCCCGUGAAGGUUGAAGAACCGCCACCAGCACACGCACACUACGCGUCGCCGCUUCACUCACACACGCACGCCCACGCGCAUACACACGCACACACACACAAGGAGUACUACGAGGAGGCGGCGUAUGCACACGCAGCGGACCCCGAACGGCCCACCGUUGUAUCUAUGGGCAGCUGAGCUCCAAACGCCCCUCCCAACGCACAGAACAAACUCACGGAAUCUCCGCGAUAGAAUCUCACUCGCUUAGUAUCCUUAAGGUAUCUUCCGCUGCGUGAUUCUUGUUAUUCUCGCAAAAGUGGUCCUUAAUUUAUUUCCAAUAGGGUGACACAAAACGUGUCUAUAGUGUAGUCGUAGUGGAGUCGCUAGUUGACCAAAUAAUGACUCGGCGCCAUGGCAGUAGUGGUGUGUGAGUCCCAACAACCUUUAGUUACUAUUACUUACAGAUGACUGUAAAAGGUCUGCGAGCCUAUUUUAAUAUAACAAUGAUAAUGUAAUCCCACUAGUUACUUAUUUGUAAGUAAUCGUUACCAAAAUAAUGUAAUAAAAUUGAGACUGCGAAACAUUCCUAAGAUGAAUUCCUAAUUCGUUUAUAAAUUUUAUAAUUAAGAGGCUACCAAGUACAAUAAAUAGGUGACCUCCAUGACUUCAUGUGAGCAUUCCACGAAUUUAUUAUAUAAGAUUAUACACGUUAUUCUAUAGUAAUACUUAUUAAUUUUAUUCCUGUUGAUGUUCGUUCAAUUGCUGAACGAAAGUGUGUUUAUUGUCGUUCAAAGCUCAAAAAGUGUGACGUUCGUUAGACAUAUAUUAAAUAAGACACGACAAUUUUAAUCCUGAACUAGAAUAAAAAUACUAUCCGGCAAUAAUGUUAUAGUUAUAGUUUAAUAUAUCGUACAAAUUACAUAUGGCUCUCACGGUAGGACAGCAACAAUGCGUCUAGACAAAAAAUACUUUGACAUUCAAAUUUAUAUGAAAGUUUUUAAACCUUUUUAAAAUUUAAUAUUUCGUUCCCAGGUGCUUGUAGCAAAGUAUAUUUGUAUAGAGGCAGAACUUUGUUGAAUUACUUAGCAAGCUCAUAAACCAAAGGUGUUAUUUUAAUCGUGGUUUUAACUUUCUGUUGUAUAAAUACGAUUUUUUAUAUUAAUUACUAUACUUUGUUUUAAGCUAGAUGACAAAGGUGCAAAUGUAUUUUGACAUAAUAAUUUAAAUUUAGAAUAUUACAGACUCGUUCGUUUACAAUGUCUCUUUUAUUUAGUGCUGAUUCAGAAUUACCCCGAAUAACUAUUUAAUCUGUGCACUAUGUACUAUGAGAUGUUGUAAAUGAAAUAUAUAUAUUUAUAUAAUCAAAUGUUAAUCCAGUGGUGACAUCGAAGAGAUCUGACGCCUCUCUGAAUGCGAACCGAAUUCUAUAUUUUAUUAGAUGUAUAUUUUAUAAAAGAUUUACCUUUUUAUUCAAACCGGCCUAAAAUGAAUCAAACUCCAUAGAUGUACUAAUUCUUUAAUUAGUAUCAACUAGUUUUAUAUUGUUACCGGUAGAUGGCUCUGUACGGUAUAAUGCAGUUGCAGACGCCCGAUUUGUCGAAGAGGCAAAUUUAUAGUUUAGAAUUUUAUUAUAUUGUUUUUGUACAUAAUAUUAGUUAUUAUAAUUUUAUCGAAUAGUCUUAUAAUAAACUUCAAUACCUACAA
This is a messenger RNA of Pieris napi, 3188 nucleotides long. RefSeq names its product transcription factor GATA-4-like. The coding region runs from base 327 to 1682 and encodes 451 amino acids. Lineage: Eukaryota; Metazoa; Arthropoda; Insecta; Lepidoptera; Pieridae. Gene Ontology annotation, biological process: negative regulation of transcription by RNA polymerase II; cell fate commitment; positive regulation of transcription by RNA polymerase II. The transcript has 8 exons. Gene Ontology annotation, molecular function: zinc ion binding; RNA polymerase II cis-regulatory region sequence-specific DNA binding; DNA-binding transcription factor activity, RNA polymerase II-specific. The record is from RefSeq and is a predicted model, not a curated record.